AGGAGACGGCAGGGUGGCACCUCUGCGUCUUCUCCCUACUCGGCAGAUUCCAGCGGCGAUAACGGAAGGAGCGAACUCUGCCCGAUCCCCUGACACCUGCCGCAUGACCCUCUGACAACUACAUCUGAUCCCCUGAUAUCUGCUCCAUGAUCCUCUGACAACUGCUGCCUGAUCCCCCUAUCUGAUCCUGUGGCCCCUGCCGUCCUGCACCCCCCCCCCCCCCCCCCCGACACCCGCUGUGAGCCAUGCUGCGCUGCAUAAUCCUCCUGAUCACGGCGUCCUUAUUAUCUGCUGCCAAAGAAAGCCUUAUGGAUAUCUGCAUAGACGGAAAACACCACAAGACGGAACCAGGGCCGGAGGACAACUUGCAUGGAAAGUGCACUCCAUGGAAGCAGAAGGCCUGCUGUUCUGUGAACACCUCCGAGGCUGCGCACCAGGACCUGUCCUAUCUCUACAACUUCAACUGGGACCACUGCGGCGUCAUGUCUGAGGACUGUAAGCAGCACUUCAUCCACGACACCUGCUUCUAUGAGUGCUCCCCCAACCUGGGGCCCUGGAUAGUGCAGGUGGACCAGAGCUGGAGGAAGGAGCGUAUCCAGGACGUUCCCCUGUGUAAGGAGGACUGCGAGGGCUGGUACAACGCCUGCGCCAAUGACUACACCUGCAUGGACAACUGGCACGUAGGCUGGGAUUGGUCGACUGGAGUCAAUAGAUGUCCGAUGGGGAAGUCGUGUCGGAAAAUGCGAGACGUCUUCACGUCCGCCAAGGAUUUCUGCGAGAAGGUCUGGUCCAAAUCCUACGCGUUCACGGAGUACGGGCGAGGCAGCGGCCGCUGCAUGCAGAUCACUUUCGAGAACGACAACGUUGAACCCAAUGUCAAAGUGGCUCAAUACUACGCCGAUCUCAAGGGCUCUGCCCCCAAAACUCGCCUGGGGUUGUUCAUAUUCCUGGCGCCGUUCUUCACGCUGUGGGCGCUAUAAAAUGUUGAAGGCAAAGCGUGUGUGGAGUCCUAUCUGCCCACAGGUGGCGCUGCUAUAACUCUCUGCAUCUCACUGCUGCCGCCCUGCUGGAUGGAGUCCUAUCUGCCUACAGGUGGCGCUGCUAUAAAUCCCUGCAUCUCACUGCUGCCGCCCUGCUGGAUGGAGUCCUAUCUGCCCACAGGUGGCGCUGCUAUAACUCUCUGCAUCUCACUGCUGCCGCCCUGCUGGAUGGAGUCCUAUCUGCCCACAGGUGGCGCUGCUAUAAAUCCCUGCAUCUCACUGCUGCCGCCCUGCUGGAUAGAGUCCUAUCUGCCCACAGGUGGCGCUGCUAUAAAUCCCUGCAUCUCACUGCUGCCGCCCUGCUGGAUGGAGUCCUAUCUGCCCACAGGUGGCGCUGCUAUAACUCUCUGCAUCUCACUGCUGCCGCCCUGCUAGAUGGAGUCCUAUCUGCCUACAGGUGGCGCUGCUAUAAAUCUCUGCAUCUCACUGCUGCCGCCCUGCUGGAUGGAGUCCUAUCUGCCCACAGGUGGCGCUGCUAUAACUCUCUGCAUCUCACUGCUGCCGCCCUGCUGGAUGGAGUCCUAUCUGCCCACAGGUGGCGCUGCUAUAACUCUCCAUCUCCCUGCUGUCGCCCUGCUGGAUGGAGUCCUAUCUGCCCACAGGUGGCGCUGCUAUAACUCUCUGCAUCUCACUGCUGCCGCCCUGCUGGAUGGAGUCCUAUCUGCCCACAGGUGGCGCUGCUAUAACUCUCUGCAUCUCACUGCUGCCGCCCUGCUGGAUGGAGUCCUAUCUGCCCACAGGUGGCGCUGCUAUAACUCUCUGCAUCUCCCUGCUGUCGCCCUGCUGGAUGGAGUCCUAUCUGCCCACAGGUGGCGCUGCUAUAACUCUCUGCAUCUCACUGCUGCCGCCCUGCUGGAUGGAGUCCUAUCUGCCCACAGGUGGCGCUGCUAUAACUCUCUGCAUCUCCCUGCUGUCGCCCUGCUGGAUGGAGUCCUAUCUGCCCACAGGUGGCGCUGCUAUAAAUCCCUGCAUCUCACUGCUGCCGCCCUGCUGGAUAGAGUCCUAUCUGCCCACAGGUGGGGCUGCUAUAAAUCCCUGCAUCUCACUGCUGCCGCCCUGCUGGAUGGAGUCCUAUCUGCCCACAGGUGGCGCUUCUAUAAAUCCCUGCAUCUCACUGCUGCCGCCCUGCUGGAUGGAGUCCUAUCUGCCCACAGGUGGCGCUGCUAUAACUCUCUGCAUCUCACUGCUGCCGCCCUGCUGGGAGUAGUUGUCUGCCCACAGGUGGCGCUGCUAAGGUUCCUUUAAUUCCUCCAUUGAUUGUAUCCACUGACUGUGAGGGGCGUGUGAUACAUUUCAAUGUAUCAGUUUGUUUGGGGGGGUUCUGCUUAUUAAAGGGCCAUACUCGCUAAUAAAACUGAAUCUGGAUAAGC
Messenger RNA from Bufo gargarizans (Asiatic toad), 2410 nucleotides. RefSeq names its product folate receptor alpha-like. Gene Ontology annotation, molecular function: signaling receptor activity. Gene Ontology annotation, cellular component: external side of plasma membrane. Lineage: Eukaryota; Metazoa; Chordata; Amphibia; Anura; Bufonidae. The record is from RefSeq and is a predicted model, not a curated record. The transcript is spliced from 5 exons. Bases 246 to 980 code for a protein of 244 amino acids.